This is a messenger RNA of Cavia porcellus (domestic guinea pig), 1323 nucleotides long. RefSeq names its product killer cell lectin-like receptor 4. The transcript has 8 exons. The record is from RefSeq and is a predicted model, not a curated record. NCBI's taxonomy places the organism in Eukaryota, Metazoa, Chordata, Mammalia, Rodentia, Caviidae. Bases 367 to 1122 code for a protein of 251 amino acids.
UCCAACCACACAGUCACUGCUCCUCAAGUGACAGUUCACACCUAUACGAAGCCUUGAAGUGAUCACAAGAGCUUGAGAAUUAAGAGGGGAGGCAGAUAAUGCACUGAGGGAACAUCGUUGAAAAGAAGCUAUUGCAGGAGUAAGUUGUGACCACAGGAAACCACACUAACUUCAGAAUGAUGACAAUAUUUAUCUACUGAGAAAGAAGAACAAAAUGUCAUCCACAAAGAAAAACAUGAAAACCAUAAAACAUUGAUUGGAUUGGAGAUGCUAGAAUCAUGUUUUCUAUGAUAUCUAUUUACCUGGAAUUGUAUCCUGAUUGAGAACUUAGAGAGCAGCCUUCUUGUGAAUGGAACAAAUGGGGCCAUGCCUGACCUUGAAGAUUUCCUAUCAUCUCCUGAGAAGUGCUUUGCUGCACUCCUGGGAUGCAUCCUCCUGAUUUCUAAAGCCUCCAUGCUGGCUACGAUGGUUGCUGUGAUUCUCGUUUUUCAAGAAAAAAAUGAAAAGGAGAAAGUGCUGGAAGACCUCAGGAAAGCUCACAUUACACAAAAUGACAGCUCUUUACAGAAACUUUUGACAAAUGUGACUUCCGAAUACAACAUUCUUAAAAGUAAAAUGGAUCAGGAAAAAAUGGAUCUGGAACUGUGUUUUGAGAACAGAAGUCAUAGAAAAGAUAAAAUCUUUGCAAAACCUUUGGAAAAUAUAGGGAAAACUUGUGAAGUGUACUUGACCUGCUAUGGAGUAAAGUGUUAUUAUUUUAUCAUCGAUAAUAAAACCUGGGAGAAAUGUAAGCAGACUUGUCAAAAUCAAGGAUUAUCCCUUUUGAAGAUAGACGAUAAAGAUGAACUGGUCUUCCUUGUAUCCCAGAUUUAUCCAAAGAAGUACUGGAUUGGGCUAUUUUUUGACACAAGGGAAAAGAGAUGGAAGUGGAUGGAUGCUGGCCGCUCUUCUGGAAUUAAUGUUACCAUAAUGAAUAAACCUCCUACGGAUGGAAAAUGUGCAUUUUUAACUUCAGCAAGAAUAUCAGAUAUGCCCUGUGAUAACGCCUACUCUUGUGUCUGUGAAAAGAGAAUGGAUGCUACUUUCCCUGCCUCGAUGUGCAGGAAGGAAGAAAGGCCUUAGUCUGUUAUGGAGAUGAGCCCGAGAGGGAAGAAAACGUUCUUUUGGAACAUGACUUCAGAGGUCAGAAGCCACUGUUCUUCCUGCAGAAGAGGUGGAGACUGUGUCUUUGGGAGCCGCUUCCCUUUUCUUUGAUCACCUUGAAAAAUUAGUAUUUCUGUACCUGAACUACUUACCGGACAAAUUAAAGAACCUUGAAAAGCA